Molecule: messenger RNA, 2098 nt
Organism: Lutzomyia longipalpis
Lineage: Eukaryota; Metazoa; Arthropoda; Insecta; Diptera; Psychodidae
Gene: fray
Product: serine/threonine-protein kinase OSR1
Exons: 1
Coding region: 259-1857 (532 amino acids)
Biological process (GO): protein phosphorylation
Molecular function (GO): protein serine/threonine kinase activity; protein serine/threonine kinase activator activity; ATP binding
Source: RefSeq, a predicted model, not a curated record
CUGGCAGGUAAUUUAUUUCAAGGAAAAUUUAUAUAUGGCACUUGUGAUAAGGGGCAAAAGUGAGGUUAUGUCGUUGGUCAUAGAGCGAAGAAGAGAAAAAAUUGAAACGUCAGAUUCGUGGAGUGUGCAAUUAAAAGCACUCAUUUUUGCUAUUAUAUCACUCGGGCGGUGGAGAAAUCGCACGCGAAAGUAGCUCGCGAGUGCAUUGGUGUGACACGAGUGCUGUGAAGUGUUGUCCCGUGACUCCCAAUCUCACAAAUGUCCGGAGGUGCCCCCAAUCCAUCCGCGUCCACCGCGAGUUUGGUCACGAUGACCUCGGGUGGCACCACCCUGCCCACGGUGCAGUCGCAGACUUCCCUGGCCGGGAGCCAGACAACGGGGGCCACCGUGGGAUGGCCCAAUAGCAAGGAUGACUACGAGCUGAAGGAAGUGAUUGGUGUGGGGGCCACGGCGGUCGUUCACGGGGCCUUCUGUAUUCCGCGGAAUGAGAAGUGCGCGAUAAAGCGAAUCAAUCUGGAAAAGUGGAACACUUCCAUGGAUGAGCUGCUGAAGGAGAUUCAGGCCAUGUCCAGCUGCAAUCAUGAGAAUGUCGUGACGUAUCAUACGUCAUUUGUUGUGCGGGAGGAAUUGUGGUUGGUGCUACGGCUGCUGGAGGGUGGUAGUCUCCUGGAUAUCAUUAAGCACAAGAUGAAGACGACAAAUUGCCGCCAUGGGGUGUUUGAUGAGGCCACCAUUGCCACGGUUCUCAAGGAAGUGCUAAAAGGUUUGGAAUAUUUCCACAGCAAUGGCCAAAUUCAUCGCGAUAUCAAGGCCGGGAACAUUCUCAUGGGUGACGAUGGGACAGUGCAGAUUGCGGAUUUUGGGGUGAGUGCUUGGCUAGCCACGGGGCGUGAUAUGUCGCGGCAAAAGGUGCGCCACACAUUUGUGGGCACUCCAUGCUGGAUGGCACCGGAAGUCAUGGAACAGGAUCAUGGUUAUGAUUUCAAAGCUGACAUUUGGUCAUUUGGUAUUACGGCAAUUGAAAUGGCCACGGGAACAGCUCCGUACCACAAGUACCCUCCCAUGAAGGUGCUCAUGCUAACACUGCAGAAUGAUCCCCCAACCCUUGACACCGGGGCAGAUGAGAAGGAUCAGUACAAGGCCUACGGGAAGACUUUCCGGAAGAUGAUUGUUGAGUGUCUGCAGAAGGAACCAUCGAAACGCCCAACGGCGAGUGAAUUGCUGAAGCAUCCAUUCUUCAAGAAGGCCAAGGACAGGAAGUACCUGACACAGACACUCCUGGCCAAUGGGCCAUCCAUGGAGACACGCGUCAUUAAGGCAGCCAAACGACAACCUGGCACCUCUGGGCGUCUCCAUCGCACCCUAACAGGUGAGUGGGUGUGGUCCAGUGAAGAGGAGGACAAUGGAAGUGCCAGUGGGAAACAAUUCAGUGAUUCCGAAGAUGAGGAUAGACCCAUGAAUCGCCUUGAACUCGUCGAUUCUUCGGACAGUGAACGCGAGGAGGCUUCGGAGCUGUCAGAUGCGACUGCUUCGCAACGGACAGAGGUACUCCAGGAUGAUUCUCCACCUGUUAAUCUCGUUCUUCGGAUGCGCAACACCAAUCGCGAACUCAAUGACAUUCGUUUCGAGUUUGCCGUGGGCAAGGAUUCUGCUGAGGGUAUUGCUACGGAAUUAGUGGGAGCUGGCCUUGUGGAUAGUCGGGAUAUUGUGGUGAUGGCGGCAAAUUUGCAGAAACUCAUCGAUAGUCGCCAUAAUACGAAGACAGUGACCUUCCUCCUCAAUUCCGGCUACAAUGCCGGUGAAACUCCAGACGAAAAAUCCCUCAUUGGCUACGCCCAAAUAUCCGUGACGGACUAAAUGUGGCCCACACCGCUGCUGCAUCUGCCCCCAACUCUCCCCUGAAUUCCAGCACACAACAAACACCUUAUAAAAAAUAAAUAAAUUAAAUUCAACGUAGUUGACUUCUACGGGCGAGGGACCCAGCCACGUGCCUCCCUUCCUGGCGAAGAGAACGAGGAAGUAAAAUAAAAUAAAAUGAAAGAAGAAAAGAUAGUCUGUGUCUCCCAAAUAAAGUAAUAAAACAAUUGUGUAUUUAUAA